Messenger RNA from Patiria miniata (bat star), 2001 nucleotides. Its product is annotated as BTB/POZ domain-containing protein KCTD6-like. The coding region runs from base 333 to 944 and encodes 203 amino acids. Gene Ontology annotation, molecular function: protein binding. The record is from RefSeq and is a predicted model, not a curated record. NCBI's taxonomy places the organism in Eukaryota, Metazoa, Echinodermata, Asteroidea, Valvatida, Asterinidae. Gene Ontology annotation, biological process: protein homooligomerization. The transcript has a single exon.
CCUAUCUUCCCCUCUAUAGUAUCUUUGUCACGAGCUGCUUCGGCGUACCAUUCCUCCAUGGCCAUGGGUGUACUAUAUAGUACUAAACUAGGACCAUUCGACUUGGUUGGAACCCUGAGAGAUGAAUUUUCCUUGUUCAACAAAUCGGGCUGAUGCUACACCUACCUCUGCUUAACAGCAAGAACGGUACUUCUUUGGUAUGUACAAAAGUGUGAGGACCACUAACUUAGUUGGAACCCUGAAAGUUAAAUUUUCUUUGUUCGACAAAUCGCGUUCUAGCCCCCCCAAAAAAGAUACUUGAAUUCUCUCAGCAGGGGAUUCCAUACAGGAAAAUGGAUGACAUUUUUGAUCUGAAUGUUGGCGGCUGCCUGUACACCACGACGCGGUCGACUCUGACUCGCUACCCGGACUCCAUGCUGGGUGCCAUGUUCAGCGGUGAACUCGACCCGUCUGUUCGUGACACCAACGGGGCCUAUGUCUUGGACAGGGACGGGCCCAUCUUCCGUCACGUACUGAAUUUCCUCAGACAGGGCAAGCUGAUCCUACCGGAGAACUUCAAGGAGUGGGAGCAGCUGGCCUCGGAGGCCGAUUUCUAUCAAGUCGGGGCUUUGGUGGAGGCGGUGAAGGCGGAGAAGUAUCGGAGAACAACACAAGAGGAACUGGAGUACUUCGAAGAAUACUUCCAGCUAACGGUAUGCGCGAACGUGCACUACACGUGCUCUGGAAAUACAAGUGAAGAGGUCUUAUGGAAUUUUAAGCCACUUCGUGAGUUUUUCCAAGCACAUUCCCAUAAGAUUUUUGACGGUGUACUAAAAAUCCCACCCGAUAUCGAGACAAACGUUCACGAGGAUUUUGAGAGACGUAAAAGUGUGAUUUUCGAGGAUAUUUUUAAUAAAGGAUUCAGAUUGUUAGAACGAUCCUACACGUUUAAUGCACAUUAUUAAAUUACGUUCAAUGGGAUACAUUCGCGUGAGGGACGUAGGCCUUUUUUUAUAGCUUAGAUGAUUCCAUCACGGACUGAUUUGCGGUGAAAUGUUGAAACAGAACCACUACUGCACCUGUACUUCAAAUAAUUGAAUAACUGAGAUAUUAUUUUGAUCUAAAGAGUAGAGUAAGGCAAUUAAGUUUUAGCAUGGAGCUGGGGGUUUUAGCGGCAUUUCCUUGGAUUUGUCUCCCAAAGUAACCGCCAGUUUGGUUAGGUACAACAAAAAUAGAUGCGUUAUUUGCAAUGAUUAUAUAGUCACUUUUAUAUCCUUAUAAAAACAUUCAGUAUAUAUGUAACGUAUAUGCAUCGGAGUUGGUUGUUAGGUUAAUGGCAGUGAAAUGUGUACAUUACGUGUAUUUUAACCAGUUAUAAUUAUAAUGCCCCGUUUAGUUUGAAAUCACGUCUAUCUUUCGUUUGUCUUCAUGAUUUUGAACUGCAAAUAACUACUGAUAAAAGUGUCUUAAUAUUAAUGAAAUAUCCAAAUAAGGUAUACCCUCUUUAAGAACAUCACUGUUUAAACAUUUUAUGCUAAAGAUGUAUGACCCUUUCUAUUCAAAUAUGGAUGUUUCUCCUCAACGAAUUUCAAAGUGGUAUGUUAUGUUAUGGGUUGCAGGGGGAAUGACCAUGUCGCACACCAGCAUCAUAAGCCAAAUUCACGUUCCAAAUUCAAUCGUCAAAUCUUAAUCGAUACAUCAUUUUACGACGACUGCAUGGUUGUGACUUCAUCAAUGCAUAAUUUUUCCUAACCUUCGUGCAGGUUGGGUGGGUGGGGCUAGCGGCUAUUAACGGGGAUUAUAUGAAACAUCCUGGUGGAUAAUUUGGACCAACGCUAAAAUAGCAAUAACACUACACAUAAAUCGUGUUACCGUCUUCUAAUAUCUAUUUUUUUUCCAGUGACUUAUUUUCAUGAUUUUUACUUUUUUAAAUGCACUAUUAUCUUUUCCUAAGCUGCUUAAUCAUAAUGUGUCGUAAAUUGAGUCCGGAAAAUAAAAUACGUGAUUUGAAUUUUGAUGUCA